Messenger RNA from Colletotrichum scovillei, 2880 nucleotides. RefSeq lists its product as uncharacterized. The record is from RefSeq and is a predicted model, not a curated record. The coding region runs from base 1 to 2880 and encodes 959 amino acids. Lineage: Eukaryota; Fungi; Ascomycota; Sordariomycetes; Glomerellales; Glomerellaceae. The transcript has 10 exons.
AUGUCCAGUAGAUUGCGUCGAAUCAUCGCCUGCGUUGAUGGGACAUGGUACAAUGAAGAUGGACAGGAAGGACGCGGGAAUGGCAACAAUAGCAACGUGUUCCGUAUCUAUGCUUCCAUCAAGAGUGGCAAGGGUACUGAUGAGAAGGGAAAUAAAUUUGAGCAGAUUGUCAAGUAUUUUCCAGGGAUUGGCGUCGAUAAGAAACCGCUGGAUAAAUUCAAUGAUGGUGUGACUGGUGCUGGUUGCGCUCAGCAGAUAGACGAGGUUUAUUCCUUUUGCAUCAGUGCAGUCAUGUCCUCUGCCGACGAGGUUUACUUAUUCGGAUUCAGUCGUGGAGCCUAUGUAGCACGCGCUGUGGCGGCACGAAUUCAAAGAUUUCCAUUGAGAACCGUGCCCUCGGAUCAGAAAGAUCCUAUUUGGAAGCAGAUAAGGAACCUGGGCAAGAAGAAAAGCAGUAGUAGCCCUAACUCAUCGGGGCGGGAGUACCAUUUUGGGGAAGUCAAUGCAUGUCAGCACACACGUGAGCCUCCGAAGAUCAAGUUUCUAGGGCUUUUCGACACUGUCAAACAAUUCAACUCUUCCGAGGAAGUCGAUAUUUCAGACGUUAGUCAAAUCGAACAAGUUAGACACGCCCUUGCCCUCAACGAAGAGCGCAAGCACUUCCCAGUCCUUCGGAUCGAGCCCGUCGACAAUGCUGGGAAUCGGGGGCAAGGAGGCUGCCAUUUGCAAGCAUGGUUCGUGGGCGCUCAUGCUGAUAUGGGCGGAGGAGCAGUGCACGAUGGGCUGUCCCUAUACCCCCUCCAGUGGAUGUUGAUUGAAAGCAGAUCGCAGGGCGUGGUACUCGAGCACGAACCUCCGCACCAUCUUAAAGGUCUGAUUCAGAAUCCCCUGGAUCUAGUAUUUCCCAAGCUCCCACCUGGCCAUCCUAUUGGCGAGAACGUCUACGGUGUUGAUAGAAACGCGGCAUAUGAGGGCCUCAUUCCGUCUCAGGUCUGGACAUAUCAAUACUCCAGCGGUGCUCAAAUUAGCAUGUUCGAUCUCCGCAGUUCGCAUAAUCAUGGAAAUCUUCAGAAGGUCUCAGGAAGCAAGGUCCAAAAGCGCCAUAGUCCGCAGAAGGCCACACACCGGGUCAGCAUCAAUAAGGGAAUCUUCGGCCACCUGGCCAGAGGAAAGCGCGCUAUAUUCACUGGUAACACGUUUGGUGAGCUGCAAGGCUAUAGUACCGGCUCGAAAGGCGGAACCGUCGUUCAUCCGUCCGUCUACUUCUUGAUGGACACAUACGCUACCUUGGGUAUAAAGCAGGCUUUGAAAGGGUUUCAAAAUCACUUGGAGUCUUUCCGAGAAAAAGCCAGCUUGACCUGCGUUUCCCACACAGGGAGGACGACAGCGAUGUUUGAUCCCUGGAUCCGAGAUCAUCUUCCGAUACGUAGCACAAGAUGCCGGAUCCUGAUCUGCGGCAAUGCUGGAGUCGGAAAGUCAACUUUGCUUAAUUGUGUCUUUGGCAUAACAAUGACCCAGGAACAAGCUAGUCGAAGGGGCAUACACAACAUCAACGAUGCUUUCGAGACAGACGAACACCCUGGAAUCAUUAUUCACGAUUCUGAAGGUUUUCAGGCUGGGAAUCUCAAAGAAGUGAGUGCGUUCAAGGAGUUUCUGGUCAAGCGAUCAGGCCAGACACAAACCGAGGAGAACCUUCACGCGAUAUGGCUUUGUGUGGAUGCAGACACUGUUCGCCCUGUUCAGACCGCUCUGGCUUGUGUACUGAAAGAGGUAGUUUCCACUGCACCUUUGGUCCCUAUCAUCAUCGUUGGCACGAAGAAAGAUAAAUUUCUCCUACCGUACAGGUACAAUAGUGUGUCCAGACGCGGCACAAACGCCAGUUCGAUACAAUUUGAUGAAACAUCGCUACUAGCGGAGAGACAGGUUGUGUUCAGGGAAUGUUUUGAAACGGAUGAAGAGACAAGAGAACUUUGGCCCAAAUUGGAUGCGCAAUUUGCAUUCGUCUCCAAAGAUGACGGAGACUCUAUCAAAGGUCUGAUUCGUAUGACCAUGGCUUCAUUCAAUGACAUUGUCGUAUCUGAGGCGAUGUGCGCAGCUCAAGUCCAGGACAUCGAAGCCAAGAUUGAACAGGCUAUUGAGAAGACACUGAAACUUCUCAGAACGGCUGUAACCGCCGCUUCCUUUCUAGGAGUAGGCACGAUUGUCGCAACGCCGACUGUCUCGAGAUGCCUUUGUCAAGAAAUCGCGCAUGGCUGCUUCGGCAUACCGGAGGCAAGAGUGGCUGACAUUGACACCAUUCUCGGUAAUGUCGUUUGGAAGAAUCUGCUUCCGUUUAUGACACAGGAAGUGGCUCAAACCACAGUCCUUUGGGGUGGCUGUGCCUGUCUAACUCUCUUCACGGUUAUCGGUGGCCUCCCUCUUGCAAUUGGGGCACCGCUACUGCAAGCGCCUCCCGCUGCUAGGAUGCUGAUCAAAUGCGCUUGCGAUUUGAUUUUAAUAUUGGAUCAAGCGUUCAGAGACGGUGGAAAGGGCAUGAGCCGGGACAAAAUCAAACUUGUAACUUCAAUGUAUAUGAAGAGUACGGUCAAGGUUUUGAAAAAUGAGGAGGAAAUUGAACGCCCACGGAGGAAAGCUGUUCACCGAGAAGUCAACGACUUGAUACCUUUGGUCUCUGCGCUGGCCAUCGAUGUUCACAAGAAUCGAAAGGAACACCUUUCCAAGUAUCGUAGCAGGAUCAAGGGGAUCAUUGAGAAGUACAAGUUCCAUCUAGCGGGAACUGCAACGGUUGAGCAAGUCGACGAUCUUGAGUUUGAUCCUGACAGUGUUGGGUGGCAGUACAUCUCUGAGGACGAUGACGACCCCAAAGGCUUGUGGGGUUAG